Molecule: messenger RNA, 597 nt
Organism: Acanthosepion pharaonis
Lineage: Eukaryota; Metazoa; Mollusca; Cephalopoda; Sepiida; Sepiidae
Source: the annotation of a GenBank genome assembly
AUGUUUUUAAAUUUGUGUAUCUGUGUACUCUUGAGUUAUUUCCGUUUCAAGUUUUUCAAUUUUUUACUUCUGCACACUUUCAUCCACCAGCAUAUUAACGAAUACAUUUUGUCUGUUAUUUCUUUGUUAUUUCUUGUUUUCCUCUUUCAUUUUUCUUUCUUUCGUUCAUUCAUUCUUUCUUUUUAUUUAUUAAUGAAUGCGUCCUUACACUUAUUACUUACUUAUUUCUUUUACUGCUCGUUCUUUCAUUUUCUUUCUUUCUUUUUUCUUUCUUUAUUUAUUUAUUUAUUUAUUUAUUUCACCGAUAUAUUAAUGAAUGCAUUAUUCAGUUAUUUUUUCUUUAUUGCUUCUUUUGCUCUUUCAUUUUCUUUCAUUCGUUUAUCCAUUCUUUCUUUUAAUGCAUUCUUAGAAUUAUUACUUCAUUAUCUGUUUUGUUUAUUUUCUUUCUUUCUUUCUUCUUCUUUCUUUCUUUUUUUUCACUUUGUCAUUUUUCCUCUCAUAUCUUCCAUAAUCCUCAUUUCAUUUUUACUUUCUCCUUUUAUCUUUCUUCUUCUUUCUUCCCAUUUUAUUUUUCUUUACUCAUUCUUCCUUUUCUAA